This is a messenger RNA of Rhinichthys klamathensis goyatoka, 1778 nucleotides long. RefSeq names its product tripartite motif-containing protein 16-like protein. Bases 88 to 1728 code for a protein of 546 amino acids. Lineage: Eukaryota; Metazoa; Chordata; Actinopteri; Cypriniformes; Leuciscidae. The record is from RefSeq and is a predicted model, not a curated record. The transcript has 6 exons. Gene Ontology annotation, molecular function: zinc ion binding; protein binding.
UUCUUUAGUUCAGGGAAACCGAAACUCAUCAAAAAAGGUUGUUGAGCAGUUGUGUGUGCUUCUGUUUCUGUGUUCACAUGCUGUAAUAUGGCUGAAGCCAGUGUUUUAUGGACUCAGGAACAGUUCAUCUGUCCAGUGUGUCUGGAUCUUCUGAAGGAUCCAGUGACCAUUCCUUGUGGACACAAUUACUGUAAAUCAUGUAUUGCGGACUGCUGGAACCAUCAGGAUCAGAAGAUAGUCCACAUCUGCCCACAGUGCAGACAGACCUUCACUCCAAGACCUGCUUUAAAUAAAAACACCAUGCUGGCUGAAGUGGUGGAGACACUGAAGAAGACUAAACUACAAUCUGCAGUUUCUGUUGACACUGGACCUGGAGAUGUGAAGUGUGACGUCUGUACUGGAAGAAAAGACAAAGCAGUCAAGUCCUGUCUUGUGUGUCUGAACUCUUACUGUCAAAACCACCUUGAACAGCAUGAGAAUUUUUUCAUAGGUAAGAGACAUUAUUUGAUGGAUGCCACUGGACAACUCCAGAAGAUGAUCUGCUCUCAACAUGGCAGACUGCUUGAGGUUUUCUGUCGCACUGACCAGCACUGUAUUUGUACAUUAUGUACGAUGGAUAGACAUAAAAAUCAUGACACUGUACCAACAGCAGCAGAGAGAACAGAGAAAGAGAGAAACUUAAAAAAAACACAGAUAAUAUACCAGGAGAGAAUCCAGGAGCGAGAAAAAGACAUUCAGGAGCUGAGAGAGGCUGUUGAGUGUCAUAGGCGAUCUGCACAGGCAGCAGUGAAGGACAUCGAGAGGAUCUUUACUGAGCUAAUGCGCUCUAUUGAGAAAAACCGCUCUGAGUUGACAAGGCUGAUCAGAGAUCAGGAAAAGGCUGCAGUUAGUCAAGCUGAAGGACUCUUGCAGCGAAUGGAACAGGAGAUUGCUGAUAUGAGGAGGAGACAUGCUGAGUUAGAGCAGCUUUCACACACAGACAAUCACAUCCAAUUCCUUCAGGGGUUUCAGUAUCUGUCUGCACCUCUUGAACCUACAGAGAGAAUUACUGUCACUUCACCUCUCUCUACUAAUGAUAUAAGACAAUCUAUCUGUCAGCUGAGAGAGAAAAUUGAGAAUAUCUGUAAAGAGGAGAUCCAAAAGAUUUCUGUUAAACACAUCAACAUCGUUCUAAGGACCAGAAAGGACUUCCUACAAAGUGCUCAUCAAUUCACACUUGAUCCAAACACAGCGAAUAAACACAUUCGUCUGUCGGAGAGGAACAGAGUGGCUACUUACACUGACACAGUCCAGCGGUAUCCUGAUCAUCCACACAAAUUUGAUGUUUAUUAUCAGGUGAUGUGUGGAGAGAGAGUGUGUGAACGUUGUUACUGGGAGCUGGAGUGGAAUGGUGAUGUGGGUAUAUCAGUAUCAUAUAAGCACAUCAGCCGGAAGGGAACAAAUACUAAGUGUUUGUUUGGAUAUAAUGAUCAUUCCUGGAGUUUGUUCUGCUCUCCCUCCAAAUACUCAUUCAGGCACAAUGAUUUGGAGACUGACAUCCCUGCAGCCUCCAUCUGCUCUAGAAUAGGAGUGUAUGUGGAUUGCAGUGCAGGAACUCUGUCCUUCUAUGGCGUCUCUGACACAAUGACCCUUAUCUGCAGAGUUCAGGCCACAUUCACUCAUCCUCUCUAUGCUGGAUUUAGGCUGUACAAUGGAUCAACUGUAAAACUCUGUGAUUUAACAUUAUAGAAUACAGAGACAUUGUAGCAGUAGUCCUGCCAUACAGUAACAGUGUCAAC